Messenger RNA from Linum trigynum, 1550 nucleotides. The record is from the annotation of a GenBank genome assembly. NCBI's taxonomy places the organism in Eukaryota, Viridiplantae, Streptophyta, Magnoliopsida, Malpighiales, Linaceae.
UUAAACGAAUCAUUGAAAAGAUGGUGGAUCAGUCCCGCAAGGAUUGGUCCACCAAGCUCGAUGAUGCUCUUUGGGCAUAUAGGACGACCUAUAAAAACCCAAUUGGCACUUCUCCCUAUAGGCUUGUCUAUGGGAAGGCGUGUCAUUUGCCGGUAGAGCCAGAGCACAAGGCCUUCUGGGCCAUUAAGCUGCUAAACCCGGAUUUGAGUGUUGCAGUUUCUGAACGUAAAUUGCAGCUGCUGGAGUUGGAGGAAUGGCGUUACCACGCCUAUGAGAACACCCUGCUCUACAAAGAACGAACCAAGCGUCUCCACGACGCUCGGUUGAGGGGCCCGAAGGAGUUUCAGGUAGGUGAUCGUGUUCUGCUCUUCAAUGCACGCCUGAAAAUCUUCCCGGGCAAGCUACGUUUGAGGUGGUCGGGACCCUUCACGGUCACCCAAGUUUCCCCGCACGGUGUGGUGGAGAUCAGCAAUGCUCAAACCGAGUCAUUCAAGGUGAAUGGCCACCUCCUAAAGUUGUACUUGGGAGGUGCUGUCGAGCGCGUAGAGCUGCUGAUCAAGCUCGAGGAUCCUUAGUUCCUCUACUGGCUCCAGCUAAAAGACAGUAAAGAAGCGCUCAUGGGGAGGCAACCCCACCUAGGUUUGCAUUUUCUUACCUUUUUCCUUUUGAUUUUUUGUGUUUUUUAGUCUUGAGGUGUUGUCCAAGAGUCGAAUGUCGAUUUUGAGUGAAAAUAGGUCAAAUUCGGUGUUCUGGCAGCCCACACGGCCAGUCCUACAACUCACACGGCCGUGUGGAAUUGGGUUUUGGCCGUGUGGAGGCCCUGGACAGUUCACACUAGCAACAGGGGUCCCUCACACGGCCGUGUGGUUUUGCCUCUCGGUCGUGUGAAGGCUCGGCAAUUUCCACACGGCUAGUUUUGCAAUUCACACGGCCGUGUGGAUUUUCUCGGCCAGCCCGUGUCGACCUACACGGGCACUAUUGAACCUCACACGGCCGUGCGAGAGUGCCCGUGUGGCCGUGUAGGCGCCUAUAUAUUUGGCCGACACGGCCGCGUGGCCAGAAAACCAUAACUUUUCGCCUCUUUGGGGAUUUUCCGGCCAUCUUUUGUCAAUUUUUCACCAAACCAGCACCACACCCAGCCUUUCCUCCCCAUUGUCGGCCUAUCCCUCGAUUUUGAGGCGAUUUGGACCGAUUUUGAGUCGCCGGAGGCAAUUUCCGGCGAGACUCCGGCGAGGCUCCGACGAGCAAUUUCCGGGCAGAUUUUGGGAUUUUCGUCGCUUCCAUUGCCUUCCCCCCAUCAUCCCCUACACCUCUACUUGUGUCUCCAGGUUUGAUUUUGCCCUUAACCUUGUGAAUUAUGGAGAAUUGGGUGUUAGGGUGUAUGUUUAUAGAACAACUUUGCAUUGUGUGAAUUGUGUACAAUUGAUUGAGGGGAAGGCUUGGUUUAUGUGUGUAUGAUGUUGGGUAAUGUCCCCCCAUGCUUGAUUGAGCCCUUGUGUGCUAUGAAUUUGUCAAUUUUAUGCUUAACUUAAUAAUGCACACAAGGUGUU